CUCGAACAAAUCUUCAUCUUUCAUUUCUACUUUGCCAGAUUUUUUCUUUUACAUUAUUGAAUCUAAUUAUCUAAAUUGGAUAUUUCUUUCUUUAUUUGUAAAUUAUGAAAAUUUUUUCUUAAUGAUAAGUUGGAACGAUGGCGCCUUGCCCUUGAGACCAAAGGAUUCAGAAUAAGUAGGAACAAGACAGAAUACAUGGAAUGUCAUUUCAGCGGCCGGGAAACGGAAUCAGAAGUGGAAGUUAAGAUUGACUCUCACCUAGUGCCUAAGGUGGACAAGUUUCGGUAUCUUGGCUCGGUAGUUCAGGCUGAUGUGGAGUUAGACGGGGAUGUUGGGCCUCGUGUUGGAGUGGCUUGGGCUAAAUGGUGGUUGGCUUCAGGGGUGUUGUGUGAUCCGAAGAUUUCACCCAAGAUGAAAGGUAAGUUCUACCGGUCCGUAGUCAGACCUGCUAUGUUAUAUGGGGUAGAGUGUUGGACAGUUAAGAUGACUCAUGUGCGUCGUCUGCAUGAGGCAGAGAUGCGGAUGUUACGAUGGAUGUGUGGGAAGACAAGGUUGGAUAUGAUUUCGAACGAAGUUAUCCGACGUCAGGUAGGCAUGGCGCCGGUGGAAGAUAAGCUGCGGGAAGCGAGGUUGAGAUGGUUUGGUCAUGUGAGACGGCGGAAUACGGACGCCCCUGUACGGAGAUGCGAGAGGAUUACGGUCAUCGGGGGAAGUAGGGGUAGGGGUAGACCUAGGAAGAAUUGGAAUGAGGUGAUUAGGCAGGAUUUAGGACUUCUCGCCCUGACUGAGGAUAUGGCUUUAGAUAGGAACCUUUGGAGAACUAGGAUUAGAAUAGCUGGUUGGAGCCGGGGGUCUCUUGGAAACAGCCUUCCUACUUCCGAGUAGGGGCAAGAAGAAUAGGGAAUUGAAUUCACUUUUUUUUUAAGAUUGUGAUUUUUGAAUAUGUGAAUAUAAUUAGGUUAUGUUU
Molecule: messenger RNA, 967 nt
Organism: Cuscuta campestris
Lineage: Eukaryota; Viridiplantae; Streptophyta; Magnoliopsida; Solanales; Convolvulaceae
Source: the annotation of a GenBank genome assembly